GCUAUUCCUUCAACCCAUGUCUUUUGCAUCCUUCAUGCGUAUGGACAAAGCUAUAGGAGAUUGGUAAAAGGGCAUGUAGUAAUAAAAGAUUAUCAAUCUUGUAAAAAUAAAACGAACUAGAGGAAUGUUCUGCCGAGAAAAAUAAAGAAAUCCAAAAGAAUAAAUUAUUAGAAGCUUUUGAACAAAACUUGUAUUUAUGUUACGAUUCUCUUAGAUUUCGAAUUGUUGUCGGAAGAUAUUAGGGUGGACAACACUAUUACAGAUAUUGGUUGAAACAUGCAGGUUUUUUUGUGUGCAUGAAUUGCCUGUUCUUUUGUUUUGUUCUGGGCCGGGGGGGGAGGAAUAGUUUCUCAAAAUUUGCUCCUUUCACAUAUUUACUUUUGUCAGGCAAACUACGUAUGCAAAGGAAGAAUCAAGGUGACCUAGAAAACCUCUCAAAUAGAAUUGGAUUAGGUACUCGGCAGGUUGGAUUUUUGCCACCAAAUCAUCAAACCAUUCUCCAAUUUGUCAAGUAUCAUUUUGUAUUGAUACUAGGGCUUUUAGGACAAGGUGAAACGAGCGAUUUGGGAUGGUUGAAAAAAGAAAAAGAAGGUAAAAACACAGAGGUUGACGAGAAAAUUUUACCUUUAAGCGGCCCAAGUGACACAAUUGGGAAGAAAAAUGAUGUAGAAGCCGCCGAGAAGAAGAACAAUGACAAAAGGGAGACAGCAUUUUUUGUUGCAGCAAGAAAUGGCAUAGUUGAAAUGGUGAAUGAAAUUUUGUCUCAAAAACCUAUGGUGAUCCGUGAAACAAACUCGUGGGGAGAUAAUGUGUUGCAUGUCGCUGUGAGGAAUAGGAAAUCCCUUGUAGUGAAAAGUUUGGAAACAAAAUUGCGGCGAAAACGACAACUUUGGCAGUAAAUAAGUAUGGGAAGACCUUGUUACACCUGGUUGGCAAAUAUCUGGUGCUGCCUUACAAAUGAGAGUAGUGAGUGGCUGAGGGAGACAUCUGAAUCUUGUUCUGUUGUGGCAGCGCUUGUUGCCGGCGCUUCCUUUGCUACAGCCGCCACCAUCCCCGGUGGCACCGAUGAUAAAGGCAAGCCUCAUUUAGAAGACUAUCCUACAUUCGAAGCAUUUGUUAUUGCUUCGCUAAUUGGACUUUGCUUCUCUGUCACUGGACUCAUAAUGUUCCUUACUAUACUCACUUCUCGAAAGCUUCACAGAGAUUUUCGCAAAGAUUUGCCACGCAAACUUCUUUUUGGCUUGAGUUCUCUUUUCGUAUCCAUUGUUGCAUUGCUUGUUUCUUUCUGCACCGGCCAUUCUUUUCUGUUCACUCACGAAUACAAGAUGCUCAUAUUGCCCAUUUAUGUAGCCACUUGUUUACCGGUCACUUUCUAUGCCGUAGCACAGUUGCCACUCUACUUUGAUCUUCUAACAGCCAUUUUAGUAACGGUGCCACGGGCAACAGAUGAAGGAGACAGUUUAUAGGAGGAGAGGAAAUUAAUUCAGUGUGCUAUUCAGUUCAUGCAAUUAUCAUAUCAUAUCAUCAGCUUCGCGCAUUAAUUGAUUUGAUUCAGUUUGUUGCUUUUCCAUUUCAUGUCACGUUUGUGUUUAACAAUAGAGUGUGGUGUGCAUCUUUGUAAUAAACAUACAUUAUGACUUAUGAGCUACAAAGAAAAAAAAAACAGCUUUUGUGUUGGUUGUGAUUGAGGAGAAAAG
This is a messenger RNA of Glycine soja, 1697 nucleotides long. RefSeq lists its product as uncharacterized. Lineage: Eukaryota; Viridiplantae; Streptophyta; Magnoliopsida; Fabales; Fabaceae. The coding region runs from base 906 to 1466 and encodes 186 amino acids. The transcript is spliced from 2 exons. The record is from RefSeq and is a predicted model, not a curated record.